Molecule: messenger RNA, 2637 nt
Organism: Priceomyces carsonii
Lineage: Eukaryota; Fungi; Ascomycota; Pichiomycetes; Serinales; Debaryomycetaceae
Gene: IML2
Product: Iml2p
Exons: 1
Coding region: 1-2637 (878 amino acids)
Cellular component (GO): cytosol; nucleus; mitochondrial outer membrane
Molecular function (GO): protein binding
Source: RefSeq, a predicted model, not a curated record
AUGCUUAACGGAUUACGGAAAAGAGCACUGAGGUUGGUCUUAUCGCCAGCUCCUGUUCAACAUACCAUGGAAGGAAAUGGGGACGCCGAAUCAUACGAGAAGGUGUUAAAACAGAUCCGUGAUUUUGAGGUAGCAUUGAAAGCCAUGGAUUUUUUGUUGGACGAUAGGACACCUCAAGGUACUGACUUAUUGAAGAAGGAAUCAAGAGAGCAUGCGAAAUCGAAAUCAGAUCAGCCGGCUGCUAUCUUCCCUUUGGCUUUGGGAGUAAUGGAGUUCAUUGAAGCAACCUUAGGAUUUGAAGCCGACGUAAUGGCCCGGGCACACAAGACAUUAUCUGAAGCGGAGGAAGCAUCAUUGGUAAACUCGAAAUAUAAUGCUAAGCAUCACUUGGUAACUUCCAGCAUUUAUCCGCCAGGAACUGAGUUUCAAGUUACAUAUGCCGAGCUGACUUUACUCAACGCGUUGGUGAUGUUAUUGCAAGAGAACAAUGGUAUGGUGGAAGGUGCAAAAGCUCUAUUUAAAUUACGUAGGGCUUAUCAGACGCUAGACUCGAUCUAUAAAAAGAUAAAGGAGCUGGAGCCAGCGUUCUUGUCGAACCUCGCGAAAAUGAAAAAGUCUAACAAAUCAUUCAGUAGUGUAGACUUGCCUGGAUAUGUAUCUAAUGCAUCAUCAGAAAGUCUAAGCUCGAAUACUCCUGAAGAUAUAAAAUUAAUGCAGAGCCUAGAAAAAGUAUAUCAAAUGAGAAAAUCUCGUAUCGAAGGAACGAAUAUUGGAAACAGGGGCUUGCAAUCGAAAGGAAACGUAGUUGAAGGGGUAACAUCCUUUGACCUGUCUGUUGCUUCCUUAUCGAGGAAGGGCAGCUCAAGAGCUUUGGACCAAAAUGCUGCAUUUCAAAGAGUGCCUCCUAUUAAUGUUGUUUUACAACCAACAGGAGACCAAAGGGAACUGUCCGCUUUGAACAAAGGAGAAGAAGGUGAUGAUGAAAAAGAUGAUUCACGCAGUGAAGAUGAUGAUUUCAGCGAUGCCAACACUUAUAGUUAUACGGAUAAUACGAAGUACCUUAACGGUCACAUACCUGACUCAUACAAUUCUUUAUCUGCAUCCCUGGUAUCUAUAGAUACGACUAAUUCUGAGAGCACUGAAACUGCAGCAAAGAAUCAUUUAAAUGUUUCUACAAUUGACGAAUUUAUUCACUCAGGUGUUCAGUUAUGCUUUGGAAUUCUUCAAGUCGUGCUCUCUUUAAUUCCUCCAGCCAUUGGAAAGGUUCUAUCAAUUGUUGGAUUUAAAGGCGAUAGAGAAGUAGGUUUAAGAAUGCUCUGGAAAACAGCCAUAUCUAGCCGAAAUAUCCACGGAGAACUAGCUCUAUUAUGUCUUUUGGUAUUUUAUGAUGGUCCAGUACAAUUCAUAGAUGUCGGAUUUCAAUUGCCUCACCAACGAGAUUCAAAUGUGAAAGAGGUACUCUCUAUUGAAGACAAAUCUAGUGUCUCGGAAGCUGAACUAGAUAUGAUUUUGCAAAAUCCAGCCCUUUACACGCCUCAGAUAUUGAAAAAAGCUAGAAGCUAUUUUCCUCACAAUGCUCUAUGGGUGUUACAAGAAGGAAGAAUGUUAGCUGCCCAAGGUCAACUUGUGAAAGCUAUUACCCUAAUGCAGGCAUUUACGGAUGAUCCAUCUACUCACAUCGAAAUGCAACAGGCGGAAGCCCUCUUGUUAUUUGAUAGAGCAAUGUUGUACAGCUUCAACCAUGAAUACGAUAAUGCGGCUCAAGACUUUAUAAAACUAGUGGACAUGAAUUCCUGGUCCAGAGGGUUAUAUAUGUUUAUGGCGGGAUGUUGCUAUCUUGAGAAAUGGAGACUGAUAAAGAUGGGUUUAAUAGAUGUUGACGACAAAGAGCAAACCUUGAAAAAUUAUUCUGAGAAGGCUAAGCAUUAUAUGAAAAUUGCGCCAUCUUAUGUUCCUGGUCAUGGCGAGAAUGCAAAGAAGGGAGGAAUUGGUGGAGGUAAAAAACAAAUGCCAUUUGAUAAGUUUUUAUUAAGGAAAAUGGAGCACAUUGAGAAUAGGAAAAAGAAACACCCAACCCUAGAUUUCAUUGAUUGCGUUGGAACCUCACCAUUCCAUGAAUUAAUAUAUUUUUGGAACGGAUACAACAGAAUGACUCAAGAUAAAUUCACCUUAUCGUUGAAAUUACUCGGAUACUCUGGGGCACCAAACUCAGAGUAUUCAGCCAACACAGAGGAGAAGUCUUUUGCAAAGAUAUCAGAAACAAUGGAUGAAAGUAUGAUAAGGUACUUCUUACAAAGUGUUACUUUGAGGCAGUUGGGAGAAUUAUCGCAAGGACUUUCAUUACUCGAUAAUCAUGUUAUUUCAAAGUAUGUCACUUCUGAGUCGCCACAGUUUAAGUUUACGAGAAUGAAUUAUAGUCCAUACUUGUAUCCCACAGCAUUGUAUGAAAAAACCAUGUUCAUUUGGCUAUUAAGAACCGCGAAUAAAGAGAAUUUUGAUGCUCUACAGGCAGUCCAUGAAAGUAAAGAUUGGUUGAAAAAGGCAGAAACCGUUAGCGGUGUUGGUGACUAUGAAUUGAGCAAUCGUACCAGUAUGAGAAUAAAGGCUGCUGGUGAAAGAUUGGAUAUUUUAGCAUGA